Macrosiphum euphorbiae (potato aphid) is the source of this 807-nucleotide messenger RNA. The record is from the annotation of a GenBank genome assembly. Lineage: Eukaryota; Metazoa; Arthropoda; Insecta; Hemiptera; Aphididae.
AUGUCUUGUUGUGUUCCAUUUUGUAAAAAUAAAGGGGAAAGUACUUUUGGUGUACCCAAAGAUGUAGACCAGUUAAAUUUGUGGAAGGUAAGUUUAGGUAUAGAUUUUAAACCAUCCUCAAGAGUUUGCUCAAAUCAUUUUCAUCAUAAGGAUGUUAUAAAAACUUGGGAAUCAGGACAAGCUACCAGCAAGUAUACAGUAUGUUUAAAAAGAGCAAGACUCCGUGAAGGAGCAAUUCCUGAAAAUAUAACUAUAGAUUUAGGUGUGAAUAAUUCAUUUAUAGAUGUAGCUAAACAAGAAUGGAAUAACACUCCUUUGACUGAAAAGAGAAAGGUACAAUACAAUUUAAAAUUGAGCACUAUACAGCACGACCAUUGUUAUAGUGUACAUCAAGGUACAAUUAAUACAUCUAAUAUGUCAACUGAUUUGUAUACAAGUGAUAAUUUAAAUGAAAAUUCGACCAUAUCUCCAACUUCUGAGUAUAGUAUAAUACAAUCUAAGCCAGUUACUACUACAUUAUUUAAAUCUGUUUUGGAAAAACUAAGUUUACUUACUGUUCCACCAAAAUGGUUCACAGAUUUAACUUAUCAUCCUAAAUAUGAAAAAGUAGUCGCAUUCCAAAAAUUAGGUUUAUUUAAGGAUGAUUUUUCAAGAUUUAUUGAAAAGCAAAUAGUUUUAACAAAAGAUUUCAAUGUCUUUAUACAUGUGAAUGGAAAAGAAAUGUCCACUAAAGAUAUUGAUUUACCACCAAAUCAUAAGCCAGAGAGCAUUGAAGAUCUUGAAAACAUUAUUAAGCUAGGUACUUGA